This is a messenger RNA of Hippopotamus amphibius kiboko, 3354 nucleotides long. RefSeq names its product ankyrin repeat and SOCS box containing 2 (gene ASB2). The record is from RefSeq and is a predicted model, not a curated record. Lineage: Eukaryota; Metazoa; Chordata; Mammalia; Artiodactyla; Hippopotamidae. Gene Ontology annotation, biological process: intracellular signal transduction. The transcript has 10 exons. The coding region runs from base 893 to 2791 and encodes 632 amino acids. Gene Ontology annotation, molecular function: protein binding.
GGGCUUGCCCACAUGCUCAUUUGCCCUUUUUAGCUCCAGCCCCACCCCACAGCCUCCAGCAGCUGGAUUCCUGGUACCUCCAAAUAUCAGGAUCUACCACCUGCUACACGCUCAGCAAUUUCUGCAAAGGCCCUUACACCGAACGCUCUCACCCCGGCUUCCGUCUCGUUUAGCCCAUUUUCCUUCCUGCCUUCCUGACAGCUCUCAAUCUCCCUCCUUCCUCUCCUCCUUCCCAGACUCCCUGUUUCCCCUCCUUCCUCUUACUUCUCUUCCCCUUUCCUCCCCUCUUCCCACUUCUCUUCUUUUCUCCCCAUUCUCUUCCUUUCUCAUCUCUCCCACACUUCCUUCCUUGCUCUCGUGUCUUUAUCUCCCAGCUCUGUCUUUUACCCUCUGCAUCUCUCUCCUCUCUUGCUCCCUCCUGGGGAGUUCCAGAAACAUACCCAUAUAUGGCCUCCAUGUCAAGGAUCACAAGUGAUGAUGUCACUGGAGGGCCAAAGCUCCGAGAUGCUCUCCGAAGUGAAGUCCGUAAUUGACGCGCCCUGGAGGAACCAGGAUCGCGGCUUCCUCAGAGCAAUCUUUAAACAGGAAAUCUGAGAUUCACAACAUCUUAUAGUUUGGCUUGCCAUCAUUGGUCAUGCGGUGGGCCCGAAAUAAACUCCCUGCUUCAAAGGAGAGCGUUUCAGAACUGCCUGGCAGAGCAGCAAGAAGCCCAGGGCCAGGGCAGAAGGCAAACUCAGGGAGCAUGUUCUGAAUUAAGACACUCUCAAGAAAAAUCCUUUUUAUUACCCCUGAACUGUACCCUUGUUUCAGAGCCUAACAGAGCUUUCUGAGUUGAUGCUUGCCCCUCCCCACUGAGAGUCUUCUGGAGGCUGAGGGUGAGAGGUGGAAGAGGAUGGCCACGGAGAUCAGUGCUCGGGGCCAACAGCGUGCUAUUGGGCAAGAGGAGUACAACCUGUAUAGCAGCAUGAGCGAGGACGAGCUGGUCCAGAUGGCCAUUGAGCAGAGCCUGGCUGACAAGACGCGGGGCUCAACCGCUGAGGCCGCUGUGUCCACACGUGUCAACCGCGAACCUGCCCAUUUCUACCCAUGGACCAGGUCUGCUGUGUCUCCUGAGAGCGCCCCGACCUCAGCCCCCAAGGGCCUGUUCCAGGAGGUUAUGCAGAAAUACAACCGCAGCAAGUCCUCCCAGCUGGCGCCCGUGGACCCUGUGCUAAAGGCCAUCAAGGAAGGCGAUGAGGAGGCCUUGAAGGCUAUGAUCAAGGCGGGGAAGAACCUCGCAGAGCCCAACAAGGAGGGCUGGCUGCCGCUGCACGAGGCGGCUUACUAUGGCCAGCUGGGCUGCCUGAAGACCCUGCAUCACGCAUACCCGGCAGUCAUCGACCAGCGCACCCUGCAGGAGGAAACGGCCCUUUACCUGGCGACGUGCAGGGGACACCUGGACUGCCUCCAAUCCCUGCUCCAGGCUGGGGCUGAGCCUGACAUCUCCAACAAGUCCCGAGAGACCCCACUCUACAAAGCCUGUGAGCGCAAGAACGUGGAGGCCGUGAGAAUUCUGGUGCAGUACAAAGCGGACACUAACCAUCGCUGUAACCGAGGCUGGACGGCUCUGCACGAGUCUGUUGCUCGCAAUGACCUCGAGGUCAUGGAGAUCCUGGUGAGCGGAGGUGCUAAGGUGGAAGCCAAGAACACCUAUGGCAUCACCCCCUUGUUCGUGGCUGCGCAGAGUGGGCAGCUGGAGGCACUGAGGUUCCUGGCCAAACACGGCGCUGACAUCAACACACAGGCCAGCGACAGCGCGUCUGCCCUCUACGAGGCUUGCAAGAACGGGCACGAGGAGGUGGUGGAGUUCCUGCUGUCGCAGGGCGCCGACGCCAACAAGACCAACAAGGAUGGCAUGCUCCCACUGCACAUCGCCUCCAAGAAGGGCAACUACAGGAUCGUGCAGAUGCUGCUGCCGGUGACCAGCCGCACGCGCGUGCGCCGCAGCGGCAUCAGCCCGCUGCACCUGGCGGCCGAGCGCAACAACGACGAGGUGCUCGAGGCCCUGCUGAGCGCGCGCUUCGACGUGAACGCGCCGCUGGCCCCCGAGCGCGCGCGCCUCUACGAGGACCGGCGCAGCUCGGCGCUCUACUUCGCGGUGGUCAACAACAACGUGUACGCCACCGAGCUGCUGCUGCUCGCCGGCGCCGACCCCAACCGCGACGUCAUCAACCCCCUGCUGGUGGCCAUCCGCCACGGCUGCCUGCGCACCAUGCAGCUGCUGCUGGACCAUGGCGCCAACAUCGACGCCUACAUCGCCACGCACCCCACCGCCUUCCCCGCCACCAUCAUGUUCGCCAUGAAGUGCCUGUCGCUGCUCAAGUUCCUCAUGGACCUCGGCUGCAACGGCGAGCCCUGCUUCUCGUGCUUGUACGGCAACGGCCCGCACCCGCCCGCCCCGUCGCCCUCCAACAGGUUCAACGACGCGCCCGCCUCGGACAAGGCGCCCAGCGUGGUUCAGUUCUGCGAGAUCCUGUCUGCCCCGGAGGUGAGCCGCUGGGCAGGGCCCAUCAUUGAUGUCCUCCUGGACUACGUGGGCAACGUGCAGCUCUGCUCCCGGCUGAAGGAGCACAUCGACAGCUUCGAGGACUGGGCUGUCAUCAAGGAGAAAGCAGAACCUCCAAGACCUCUGGCUCACCUUUGCCGGCUGCAAGUUAGAAAGGCCAUUGGGAAAUACCGUAUAAAACUCCUGGACACGUUGCCACUCCCAGGCAGGCUGAUUAGAUACCUGAAAUAUGAGAACACCCAGUAACCAGAGCGCGUGGGGAAGGAGUGGCUCCUGAGACUGUUUCACUGAGUGUCAGGACAGCAGUGUCUCCAAAUCCAAGGGGACCUGGUGACAGACGAGGCUGUGGGCUGCUUCCCUCUCAGCUGGGGCAGUGCCGUGACCGCACCGGUCUCUGGGCCAGAGCUUUGCCCAGAGCAGAGGACAGAAUGUGUCGAGUAGGAGAAGAACCGUGUUUGUUUUCAAAUGGAUGAGGAGAUCCCAGACCUUCUCUGCCAUCGGGAAUGUCAGAAAACUCCAUUCCUGGGGCUGGGAGACGGGGACAAGGCAGAACUUCGGGUGGUCUGGGCAAGGCGGGGGCCAGCAGGGAAGCCCUGGCCCCAGUCCGGGCUGUGGCUGGAGAGCUUUCAGGGGUGAGUCUGUCUUCCCCAGCAGCCUCGCUGCAGAGUGUCCCUGUGCCCGUGCCCCUUUGCUCUGUGAAACUCUCCACUUGACUCUGAGCUCUCUCCCCAAAGGUGUGGCCUGGGGGAGUAGGGUGGGGAGACUUCGGUCCUAGAGGGCUUCCUUAGGUACAAUAAAUGUUGCACAGA